AUGAGCUACGGCCCGCGCGCCCGCGACCCGCGCUUCGACGCCGCGAGACGCAAGUCCGCCGCCCACGCCCACGCCCGCGACGCCCAGGACCCCACGCUCAUCCCCGGCUCCUCGUACUUUGGCUUCCUCGGCCGCCUGCCCUUCAAGCUGGGCGGCCACGGCCUGCGCUACAAGCCCAGCGCCGCCGACCUGACCGACCACCCGGGCGCCCAGCACCAGCGCCGCAGCCUCGACGAGGAGCAGCCGCUGAUCGAGGACAGCGACGAGGACCGCGACGGGCACAGCGACCCGCACCGCGCCACCACCCUCGCCCACCCCGGCAGCGACGUCAGGACGCACCGCCGCGCCCGCAGCGACACGCACACCUCGGGCCACACCACCGACUCGUUCAGCUCGCGCGGCGACAUCUUCCCCUCCGAGGACGAGCUCGACGACGCCGUGCCCCUCGACGACGAAUUCACCAUUGCCCUCGAGCGCCGCACCACGGGGCAGUGGGACGACGGCGUCAGCCCUGGGAGCGGACGCAACACGCGCAGCAACAGCAAGCGCCCCAGCCGCAGCGCAAGCUCACGCACCGUCAGCAGCGGCAAGCGGAGCGACGACGACCCACGGCCGGCCCACGCAUCCAACAACAUCAUCGAGGAGGUCGACAUGGAUGCUGACCUCAACAUGCCCACCCUGGACGAGCUGUCCCGCGAAGAAGACCAGCUGCGACGAGCCGAGGAGGCAGGCGUCGCGCGCAAGAGACACGAAGCCAAGCAGCUGGCCCUCCAGCGCGGCCUGGCUCCCUCGGCGCCUGCAACACCGCACUCGACGAUGGACGGCCGCGAUGUAGCAGACUUUCCAUCCCCUAGCUCUAGCGAGCCAGUCCUUGAACAAGACGGGCUCCCACACGCACUCGAUGCAGGCUCGCCGGCGAGCACACGGCCUAGCACCGCGGUCAGACGGGGGGAUGCAGGUGUUGAUGCAGAUAGCAAAGCACACGUCCAAGCCGACGUUGGUGCAGAUGGAGACGCACCUGUAGCAGCAGAAGCAAGGCAAGGGCAAGAGGAAGAGCAAGAGAAGGCGCAAAGAAAAGCAGAAGAGCUAGAAGACUUCGUCCCAGCGCGAUUACCGCGUUUUGGCUAA
Messenger RNA from Ascochyta rabiei, 1128 nucleotides. RefSeq lists its product as uncharacterized. The record is from RefSeq and is a predicted model, not a curated record. Lineage: Eukaryota; Fungi; Ascomycota; Dothideomycetes; Pleosporales; Didymellaceae. The transcript has a single exon. Bases 1 to 1128 code for a protein of 375 amino acids.